GUGUGUAUGAAGAUUGUCUCGUUUGUGCUGAUCGUCUCGUCGGUGGCGUUCACUGUACUCUUCAUAUCGAAACUAUACGAUCGCAUCGACGCCCUCCAGACGGCCAUCAAUGACCUGUCCAACAGUGGUAAUGGUAUUCCUCAAGAACUGCAUUCCAUUCACUCGCGAAUGAAACUCUUGGACACGAAUAUCAGCGCCAUUAAGGCCGACGUGUUUCGGGCCUUCGAUAGUAUCGCUAAUCUGACACAAGAAGUGAAACAAAUGAAGAGUCAAUUGAAUAAAAUUGCCGACUCUGUGGAGGCGGCGCCCGCUAUAAGACAAUUGCCCAAAGAGUUGCAGGACUUGCAAAAGGUUGUGGCAGAAAUGGGCUCUCGACUCACCACUAAUGACAACGAAAUUAAGACAAUGAAAGACAAGCAGAACGCGGAUCAGACUCGUAGCGAUUCAAUCGCCGACGAUUUGAGCGCAAUUCACGGCAAUAUUACCGAAUUGUACGAAACCGUUGACCGCAAUGGUAACGGUUCGGCGAGUGAGGCCCGAGUGGACCACAACGCCAACCAAUUGAGUCAAUUGGCGGAUAACGUGAAUCAUUUGCAACAGUUUUACAAACAAUUGAUUAACUGGAAG
This is a messenger RNA of Medioppia subpectinata, 627 nucleotides long. The record is from the annotation of a GenBank genome assembly. NCBI's taxonomy places the organism in Eukaryota, Metazoa, Arthropoda, Arachnida, Sarcoptiformes, Oppiidae.